This is a messenger RNA of Mycena indigotica, 990 nucleotides long. RefSeq lists its product as uncharacterized. The transcript has 2 exons. The record is from RefSeq and is a predicted model, not a curated record. The coding region runs from base 1 to 990 and encodes 329 amino acids. NCBI's taxonomy places the organism in Eukaryota, Fungi, Basidiomycota, Agaricomycetes, Agaricales, Mycenaceae.
AUGCCUCUUCUGCAGCCAACAAUCCCGCCGCUCCCUGCGACACUUUCCUUCACCGGAAAGACGGUCAUCGUCACUGGAGCCACUGCUGGACUAGGUCUCGAAGCGGCCCUGCAGCUGGCACAACGGGACGUGUCGACUCUCGUUCUGGCUGUCCGAAAGCCCAGUUUAGGGGAGUCUACCAAAGCGGCGAUCCUCCAUGAUCCUAUUGUCCGCACACGCUCGACACCGCCUAAAAUACACAUCUACGAACUCGACCUCGCACGUCCAUCUUCAGUCGCGUCUUUCGCGAGGAAGAUCCGCGAAGACCUCCCUGAGCUACAUAUCCUUCUACUCAAUGCCGGGAUGGGCGGGUUGGCAUGGGUCACGACACCAGAAACCAACUUUGAGCAGAUGUUCCAAGUCAACUUUCUCUCCAAUGUGCUGCUCGCAAUCCAGCUUCUGCCGCUUCUUCGCGCCACAGCCCAAAAAACUGCAUCGCCCUCCCAUCUAACAUUCGUCGGGUCGCGAAUGACCAGACGGACCAGUUUCAUCAGCAACACGGUUCCCGAUUCGACUGGGGUAUACGAAUUCAUGAAUGACCCAAAGAAAUUCAGCAUAUCGCGGUAUGCCGACAGCAAGACCCUUGUGGCGAUGUGGGUAACAGAGGCCGCGAAGCGCAUUCCACCGUCAGAGGUCAUUAUCAACCACGUUUGCCCGGGCAUGGUCAAAACCAACAUCAACGAUGCUCAACCACUGUAUGUUCGCAUCAUUGUGAACAUUGUGCUUGCCAUUCGCGCACGUACAGCCGAUGUUGGCGCAAGAACAUUCCUUGCGGCCAUCAAUGCAGACGAGCAUUCUCAUGGCGAAUUUCUUGCGGAUUUUGAUGUCGAGAAGGUCCAGUUUUUGCAGACACCAGCAGGGAAAAAGAUGCAGGAGAAGCUAUGGAAGGAGACAACGAUUGAAGCCGUAAAACAUGCUGCUGAAUCGCUGCAGGAGUCAGGGCUGGAUUAG